Molecule: messenger RNA, 585 nt
Organism: Naegleria fowleri
Lineage: Eukaryota; Heterolobosea; Eutetramitea; Acrasida; Naegleriidae
Exons: 2
Coding region: 1-585 (194 amino acids)
Biological process (GO): CTP biosynthetic process; GTP biosynthetic process; UTP biosynthetic process
Molecular function (GO): nucleoside diphosphate kinase activity
Source: RefSeq, a predicted model, not a curated record
AUGGCCCGUCGUUUCCUUCUUCCUCUUUUUAUUGGUGUUGGUGGUGUUUUGUUUGGUAGCCACGUCUUCUCAAGCUCUCCUAGCAAUCUUGAGGCUGAUCAACUCCCUCCUCAAGGUAUUCCAAAUACCAAACAUGAGAGAACUUUCAUGGCUAUUAAAUAUGAUGCCAUUCAACGUGGAAAUAUUUCCGAGAUUAUGGGUAGAAUGGAACGCAAGGGAUAUAAACUUGUGGGUUUGAAGUUGGUCCAACCAUCCAAAACUCUGAUUGAAAAUCACUAUGCUGAUUUGAAGGGAAGACCAUUCUUUGAAGGACUCGUCAAUUAUAUGACUGGUAAGCCAGUGGUUGCUAUGGUUUGGGAAGGAAAGGGAGUCAUUGCUUACUCUCGUGUCAUGAUUGGUACUACCAAUCCUCUCACUGCUGCUCCAGGAACAAUUCGUGGUGAUUUGUCCAUUGAUGUCGGUAGAAACAGCGUUCACGGAAGUGACAGUGCUGAAACUGCUAACAAUGAAAUUAACUUGUGGUUCACUCCUCAAGAAAUUGCCAACUAUGAGCUCUGCACUGCUGAAUGGACUUAUGAAAAGUAA